GCAGACAAAAGGUGACAGAAGAUAAGCAUCAUGGCAUCAGCAAGCCUGCAGUUCUUUGCUUUUAUUCUGGCUUUGUUUGGCGGUUUUGGAGAUAUCGCAGCCACCUUGCUCCCAAACUGGAAGGUAAAUGCAGACGUUGGCUCCAAUAUCAUAACAGCUAUAACACAGAUGCAAGGACUUUGGAUGGACUGCACAUGGUACAGCACUGGGAUGUUCAGCUGUACCCUGAAAUACUCCAUUCUUUCUCUCCCCAUCUACAUCCAGGCUGCACGGACCACCAUGGUACUGUCGUGUAUCCUAUCAGCCUUUGGGAUCUGCAUCACUACAGUCGGAAUGAAAUGCACAAGGCUGGGAGGGGACACGGACAGCAAAAAUAACGCUUGUUUUGCUGGAGGAAUCUGCUUCAUUCUCGCAGGAAUCUUUGGAUUAGUACCAACGUGCUGGUACACGAGAGAAAUUAUUUCAAAUUUCCUGGACCAGACCAUUCCAGAGAGUAGUAAACAUGAGCCGGGAGCAGCAGUUUAUACUGGAUUCAUCUCAGCAGGGUUUCUGCUUAUCGCAGGUGUGAUCUUCUGCUCUUCCUGUUUUAAAAGGCAGCAAGGAGCAUGGAUUUAUCCUCCAAAGCAGCACCAUUUUCCAUCCACAGAGCAGGAGAGCAAUGCAGGUUACAGCCUGAAGGACUAUGUAUAA
Molecule: messenger RNA, 690 nt
Organism: Haemorhous mexicanus (house finch)
Lineage: Eukaryota; Metazoa; Chordata; Aves; Passeriformes; Fringillidae
Gene: CLDN20
Product: claudin 20
Exons: 1
Coding region: 31-690 (219 amino acids)
Biological process (GO): cell adhesion; bicellular tight junction assembly
Cellular component (GO): bicellular tight junction; plasma membrane
Molecular function (GO): structural molecule activity
Source: RefSeq, a predicted model, not a curated record